Etheostoma spectabile (orangethroat darter) is the source of this 1640-nucleotide messenger RNA. It is a transcript of the gene nosip, whose product is annotated as nitric oxide synthase interacting protein. The record is from RefSeq and is a predicted model, not a curated record. The coding region runs from base 103 to 1050 and encodes 315 amino acids. Gene Ontology annotation, cellular component: nucleus. Gene Ontology annotation, molecular function: ubiquitin protein ligase activity. NCBI's taxonomy places the organism in Eukaryota, Metazoa, Chordata, Actinopteri, Perciformes, Percidae. The transcript has 10 exons.
CAAAUAAAAAAGAAGAAGAAGAAGAAGCAGGAAAGAAGAAGAAGGCGACAACAAACAAGAACUUCUGUCGACGCUAGUUUAAGCAGAUAAAGUCGAAGCAGAAUGACUCGCCAUGGGAAGAACUGCACGGCCGGAGCUGUGUACACGUACCACGAGAAGAAGAAAGACACAGCGGCGUCUGGUUACGGCACACAGAGCAUCCGACUGGGCAAAGACGCCAUCAAAGACUUUGACUGCUGCUGCCUGUCCCUGCAGCCCUGUCGGGACCCUGUGGUGACUCCAGAUGGAUUCUUGUAUGAGAAACAGGCCAUCCUUGAAUACAUUCUGCACCAGAAGACAGAAAUUGCCAAAAAAAUGAAGGCAUAUGAGAAGCAGAAGCAAGUGCAGAAGAGCAGCAGCCAGCUGGAGUCCAAGUCGUCGGAGAGAGAGCGGGUGGAGCUGUUCAAAACCAGGGAGAACAGCAUCGUGUCCAAACCCAUCAACCCCUUCACAUCUGGGCUCAACAGGGGAGGAGAUUCAGACCGAGCAGGCAGCAGCUCAGCGGCGGAGUCCUCUGGGUCCUCGGCGUCCUCUGUGUCCUCGGCCUCCUCAGCCUCCUCGUCCUCGUCCAGCCUCAGCCUGCCCAGCUUCUGGGUCCCCUGUCUGACUCCAGAGGCCAAGCCCACCCUGAUCAAGAAACCUAGUAAGACGGUGUUAUGUCCCAUGUCAGGACGAGCCAUCAGGAUGAACGAGCUUAUCACAGUGCGCUUCACCCCGCUGGACUCCAGCCUGGACCGCGUGGCCCUGCUCACCCGCCAGGACCGGUAUGUCUGUGCAGUAACCAGAGAUGUCCUAGGAAACAGUGUCCCCUGCGCUGUCCUGCGGCCCUCGGGCGCCGUGGUGACGCAGGAGUGUGUGGACAAGUUGAUCAAGAAGGACAUGACUGAUCCUGUGACCGGGGACAAGCUGUCCGACAGAGACAUCAUCCCCCUCCAGAGGGGGGGAACCGGCUUCGCGGCCUCUGGGAUUGACCUCAGUGCCAAAGAGGCUCGUCCCGUCAUGCAGGUGUGAGGCGAGGCGUGCACAGCGGUGUCGGGUUGGUUCCACGGACACUCUGGCUCAUUUCUCCCAUGUUCACAACCUUCACCUAUUUUGUUGUCUUUUUUUUUUUUUUUUGCUGAAAUAUUGUUGUUGUUCUUUAGCUAACCAUCCCAGACCAUUACAUGUUAUCUGACUAAGUGUUAUAUAAGACUAGGCAGAAGACUCCACCUGUGGGCCUGUCUUCACUGUCCCCUGGUCAGGUUCCAGUCUUGCAUCCUUAGCUUGCUCUACAUAAGAGUAGAAUCCAAUGAAUUGAUCUAUCAAUCAUUAAUUCUUAGACUGUUCCAUCCUGAUGAUGAGAGAAAUGUUUCAUAGCUUUAUAUUUGAAGCUCAGGGCCAGGCACUGGCUCCUAUUAAACGGCAUAUACUGUAAGUUUAAGUUAUGUUUGCGUGUUGAUAUAUUUGAUACUUUUAAAUCUGUUUACACCUGCGUGACAUUGUGUAUUCAACACAAUGAUGUCAUGUUAUUUUGACAAAUGUUAGGUAGACAUGAUGUCAGCUGUUAAGAUCACUUCAAGACAGUUUGAACUCAUUUCCAUUAAACGUUAAUCAUGUGGAAC